AUGCCGCAAACCAAAAUUGGUGACAUCGGAGGCUUAAAUUCCGGGAAGGCAUUGAAUAGAGCACGGAGGGGUUGGCUCAUCUGGAUGAUCUUCUAUGGAUUUUUCACUGGAUCUCUCAUAGCGCUUAUCAUCGCCGGGCUCAUUUUGUACUUUGCCCGACGUUCUGUGUAUGCUUGCCUGGUAAUCGUGGUUAUGUACAAGCGGUAUGGAUGCGACGCGUCGUCGCGUGUAUCUGGCGGAGUCACAGGUAGUCAGUUCGGAACCACAGCAACUGGAGCAUCAACGAUGGGUGGUACAACUGGAUCAACAAUGGGUACGACUGGUACCACCGGCACGACCGGAGGAACAACUGGUUCAACGAUGGGCACGACGGGAGGAGGCACAACGGGUACGACCGGCGGUGGUACAACCGGCGAUGGUACUACGGGUGGUACAUCAGGAACUUCUGGUGGAGAUAUGGUUACUAUGUAA
Messenger RNA from Cooperia oncophora, 471 nucleotides. NCBI's taxonomy places the organism in Eukaryota, Metazoa, Nematoda, Chromadorea, Rhabditida, Trichostrongylidae. The record is from the annotation of a GenBank genome assembly.